Molecule: messenger RNA, 2344 nt
Organism: Sabethes cyaneus
Lineage: Eukaryota; Metazoa; Arthropoda; Insecta; Diptera; Culicidae
Product: ubiquitin-conjugating enzyme E2 R2
Exons: 6
Coding region: 480-1205 (241 amino acids)
Biological process (GO): protein polyubiquitination; ubiquitin-dependent protein catabolic process
Molecular function (GO): ubiquitin conjugating enzyme activity
Source: RefSeq, a predicted model, not a curated record
UUCAGGUUUUCGUCACAGCGUAGUUGUCGUAACAGCGUAGCCAUUCGUAGAAUUUGUCGUGGUCGAGUUUUUUGUGUCUCCGAGCGAGGAAGAAAGAUUAUCGCGAGUGUUAAAAUUAUAAAGUCUUCAAAUCUUCGAGUGUCAAAGGUGUCCUGAGAGUAAUUGAAUUCCUGAGUUCAGUGAUUUCGAACAGCAGGAAAAAUUUUGUCCAGGUGCCAAAAUUUUAGUUUGAUCAUCUCGUUGAUUCGACCAGCUUUAUUUGUUGCAAUUCUAUUUGAAUUAUCGCUAGAACGGAAAAUUUAAAAGUGCACUCCAACAAAAUUUUAGUGUGGGAUUUCCUGCAAUUUUGUAUCUUCAAUCAUUUCGUUGGUCAGGGACACUAGUAAACAGUCUGUGCUCGGCAGUGAUUCAUUCGUAAUUGUGUAUCGGCAGCAGUAGCAGAGUAGUAACCCGAAAAAAAGCUAGCAGUUCCAGCAAAAAUGUCUUCGCAGCCGUCCAGUUCAGCAGUUCGCGCUCUAUCGCUGGAAUAUAAAAGUCUCCAGGAGGAGCCCGUUGAAGGCUUCCGUGUGAAGCUUCUGAACGAAGAUAAUCUGUUUGAAUGGGAAGUGGCUAUCUUUGGGCCACCAGACACUCUCUACCAGGGUGGUUAUUUCAAGGCGCACAUGAAAUUUCCACCAGAUUAUCCGUACUCACCGCCAUCUAUAAGGUUCUUAACUAAGGUUUGGCAUCCUAAUGUGUACGAGAAUGGUGAUCUUUGCAUCUCGAUCCUGCAUCCGCCAGUAGACGAUCCGCAGAGCGGUGAACUUCCCUGUGAACGAUGGAAUCCUACGCAAAAUGUUAGAACUAUCCUGUUGUCCGUGAUCUCCCUGUUGAAUGAACCGAACACUUUUUCCCCGGCGAAUGUAGACGCUUCGGUUAUGUACAGGAGAUGGCGAGACUCGCAGGGCAAAGAUAACGAAUAUCCCAAUAUCAUUAGAAAACAAGCACAAGCAGCCAAGGCUGAAGCGGAAAAAGAAGGCAUUAUUGUACCGACAACGCUGGAAGAAUACUGCAUUAAAUCCAAGACGAAACCGAGCGGUCAGGAGCCACAGCUUGACAUGACAGACUUCUACGACGAUGAUUACGAUCUGGACACCGAAGAUGAUGAUCAAGCGUCAGUGGAAUCUUUUGCCGACGGAGACGACAGCGGUAACGGAGAGUCAUAACAGACCAACUGAGGUAGUGUUAAUUCUAUUUAAUUUACUUUGCAUAGUUAUAAUGAAAAAAAUGAAAAAAAAACUGGCGAAUGCAAAUAAAAGAAUGCAGAAAAUAUGAAAAAAAAUUAAUGAAUGAUGUAGUUGCGUACUACAGCAACUAUCCGGUUGCAGCUUUUGAAACGUUAUAGCGCAGACAUUGAGCAACGUUUAUGUUAUAAUUUGCAUAAAAACUCUUGUAAAAUCUGGCAUUGGAGAAAUUUGCUUUUUUAAAAAAUUGGAACAAGUGAUAGAAUCAGUCUAACAUAUUGGUUAAACCUUGCUAUUGAAUGUUCUCUUUCUCCGCUGUUUAGCAUUUUGAAAGCAACGUAACAAGGUUUAGUGUAAAUAAACAAAAACAGAAAUGGGCCUGCAUAAUGAAUUGCAGCGGCAGUUUCAUUUACAGGCGCGUAAAUGUAAAGUAAAUUCGAAAACAUGUUUUCUUUUAUUUUCCGAUAAAUAUUGCACAGGCAAUUUUAUCGGAAAUUAUCGGUUGCUGUAGUAGAAGUAUGUAGCAGUCGCUGUAAGGUAAAAUAGUGCUCGCAGGAAGAAAUCCAUCACAUACACCAAUAGCAAAUAUCACGAUACAACAAUAAUGAAAUCGUCAAACUGGUAUGUUUCAUUCCUUGUGACUAUUUUGAAGUGCGUACUUUUCGAAAGUUCUCUUCUCAUCGAUUUUCUGGCAAAGUCUAGUGUCUCGACUAUCCAUCUAUGUAAAAUAUAUUUAAUUCCCGCGCUGAUUAUCAGCAGAAAGUUUAACAAAAAUUAUUUUCCGCUUUGUCGUCACGAAUAGUGCAGCGAAUUUUCGAAGCAAUAUAUAGUGGUAAAACGUUCAUGAAGUAUAUUUAAAUAAAGCAGCAGUGUCAGACAUAUUAUAAAAUAACAGAGUUGCUUCUAGUAAGCCCAGCUAAUUAUCUCAAUCUUUUCUCUCAUAGUGAGUAGCGUUAAGAAUAAGAUCGCGUACAGCCAAGUUACGAGGAAAAUAACUAUGUUCAAGCGGUACUUUGAUUUUUGUCACAUUUUUUUUUAUUUUAGUUUUGUAAACAUGUGUAGUGUAUACCUAUUGAUUUUACAUAACCAGAAAAUAUAAGGAAUUUAUUUUAUUUUUACAU